GGCGGAGUUGGAGGGAUUGAAACCGGAGCCUCUGGGUCCUGGGCACCUGCUGGGUCCCGGAGCGAGAGGGCGUUCCCUCGAGCGAGGCAACCUGGGGUCCCUUCGUCUGCGCCCCCUUGUCUGCUUGAGGCCGACCUCUGUGGGACCGGUGUGCCCAGGCGCUGGGAGGAUGGGUUAGCACUGAGGGAGUUUAAAGGAUCUCUUCUGAGAGCAGGAAGUGCAAAGUGACAGCGACGUUGCAUCAGCAGCAGCUUGCGGUUUCAGGUGCUCGGGACAGUCACUUUUUGCUUCUAUAGACAAGUUCAGCUGUCUUUAUUAUCUUCCCAGGUUCCUAAGACCUGACUGUAUUUUCCCACUGCCGGGCUGUUUUCCUGCUAGCUAACCAUGCAGCGGAGAUCGAGAGGAAUUAAUACCGGUCUUAUUCUGCUCUUUUCUCAAAUAUGCCAUGUCGGCAUUAACAAUAUUCCACCUGUCACCCUUGCAACUUUGGCUCUCAACAUCUGGUUCUUCUUGAAUCCUCUGAAGCCACUAAUUUACUCCUGCCUUAGCGUGGAAAAGUGUUAUCAGCAAAAAGACUGGCAACGUUUACUGCUUUCUCCCCUUCACCAUGCGGAUGACUGGCAUUUGUAUUUCAAUAUGGCAUCCAUGCUCUGGAAAGGAGUACAUCUGGAAAGAAGACUGGGAAGUAGGAGGUUUGCUUAUGUCAUCAGUACAUUUUCCCUGCUCACUGGAGUGGUGUACCUGCUCUUGCAGUUUGCUGUGGCUGAAUUUAUGGAUGAACCGGACUACAGGAAGAGCUGUGCUGUAGGUUUCUCAGGAGUUUUGUUUGCUUUGAAAGUUCUUAACAACCAUUAUUUUCCUGGAGGCUUUGUCAAUGUUUUGGGCUUUCCUGUACCCAACAAAUUUGCUUGUUGGGCAGAACUUGUGGCUAUUCAUUUCUUCUCACCAGGGACUUCCUUCGCCGGGCAUCUGGCCGGGAUUCUUGUUGGCCUCAUGUACACUCAGGGGCCUCUGAAGAAAAUCUUGGAAGCAUGUGCAGGCAUUUUUUCUUCCAGUGUUGGUUAUGCAGGACAACAAUACUACUUUAAUAAUUCAGGCCACUCUGGAUAUCAGGAUCAUUAUCCGUAUGGCAGGCCGGGGUCCUAUGAAGCACCCAGGAAUUAUGAUAUGUACACAGCAGGGCUGAGUGAAGAGGAGCAGCUGGAGAGAGCAUUAAGAGCCAGCCUCCGGGACAGAGGAAAUACCAGAUACAGCCCACCGCCCUAUGGGUUUCAUCUCUCACCAGAAGAAGAAAUGAGGAGGCAACAGCUUCACAGAUUUGAUGGCCAGUGAGGCGCAGGGCGUCUUGGGAAGAUGUGAUCCCGUUGGGUAAUCAGCGAGCCCAUUUGCUCAUCCUCAAAGCCCCCAGUGAGUCACUACAGCCUUAUCAUCCCAGGUCGCUCACACCUGCCUUGGACCAUCAUCUGUGGCUCUGUGAGUCUAGGGUCAAAGCCUCGUUGACCCGACGUGGAGCCAGGCUGGUGGAGUGCUGUGCUCAGCUUUCGGGAGGGCCACCUUCUGGCGUCGCGCUUUCCCACACACGGAGGCCACUUCCUCAGUGCAGACUGCUUUCUACAUGCCUGUCUCUCACUGCUGACUCAGUGGUGCCUCUGCCUUGUUUUGUUUUAGAAGACCAUGACCUUCACCAGGAGGUUUGGUUUUCACCAGUUGGGCAGGCCAGUCCCUCCUUGUGCCUGGAAUACUCCGUGUUUGACUUGGCGGGAGGUGAGGAGCCAGCCCUCCUCCGGCUGGCACCUUGCCACGCGACUGUCCAGGAACAGGAUGUGGUGCCUUAGCAGUGGGACUCUCGUCUCCCUUCCUGGGACUCCUUGGCUUCUCGGGCCUCUGCAUCCAGAUGGUGUUUACGGAGCACUCACUCUGUUUCCAUGUCACUCUGUCUUAGAGAGCGUUUUAGUGAAGAAGCAUGAGGAGAACCUGCAGUGGGGAAGACACCCGUACAUUUCGCCAGGUACCAGCUGGCACCAGCCAGCAGUUUGGGUUCCCAGCGGCCCCUCUGCUGUCAGCAUGUACCCAGGAGAUGGGGCUUGUUCUUGAACUUUCUGGCAAUGCAACAGCAAGUGCCACGGGCCAAGUAGAGCCAAGGAGGGCAACAGAUAGGUGGGUCACCAGCAGUCUUCUUGCAGGAAGUGUUUGUUUUUGUUUCCUCAUAGAAGUGCCUCUUCAUGGGCCACUGUUAACAGGUAUGUGGUGGCCAAGUGCCCAAAAUGCCCCUGGGCCCUGCAAUAUUAUAAUCCACGGUCGUCUGUCCAAGUCACUCUAGGUGUUUCUUGGUGCUUGUGUUUCAUGAAUAAAAGAACAAAGCCAAAACAUUACUGCUGUUUUAUUCCACAGAGAUAUUUAUUUUUAAAGAGAGAAGAAUGGAUCUUCCUUGUUGGCUUUAUCUACCAUUUAUAUAUAGUAUUCUCAUUAUGAAAGCAAUAGAUACGGCUUCUGAAUACAUAACGCAAACAUCUGGGAAAUAAACGCAUAUGCUAACAAAGGUUGUCUUUGGGAGUGGAGGAUACGGGAAUUUGCUUUUUCCUUUGUAAUUUUGUAUUUUCAUCUUGUAAAAAUAUGUGUUUGUGUCUGUGUUGUUUUUAUAAUCAGGAAAACUGAAUAAUAUAAUAAUAAAUCAAGAAAUUUAUAAUCAGGAAAAUGGUCGUAAAAGUAACUACUAUGUAGCCAUUUAAACAGAAAUACAAAUAAAUACAUACACAAUUUUAACGUCACCUACAUUGCUAGGUUGGUGUUUUGGAGGUAUUGCUUUCCCAGUUUUUCUGUGUGUACAUUUUACCAACUUUGAACAAGUUCACAUCUAGUUCCUGAUCUGAAUUCACCUAGGAGAGGCCUUGACACUCGUGAGUGGAUGAACUAAGAAGACCACUGGGUCCUGGGAGCACUCUGACCCACUGCUAGGACAGCCCCCAGCUCUCUGGGUUAAUUUAUAAUUCAGGUAAAGCUACAGCUGUGUAUAAUACGAACUGCACCUGUGAAUCUGGAAGCUAAAAACAUGCUUAAAGUAAAAUGUCCAAGAUGAAUGUCCUUCUUUUCUCCCAGACUCUGUAAAGUUACCUCCUGUUACUCCAUUCAGAAGGAACCUCUUUCUUCCAUGCCAUCUUUUCAUAGCACUUGGUGAUUCUGUGACAACACAGAUCCUUGCCCUUAUUAUCAUUAUUAUUAUUAUCUGUGUACAACUAUACAAAGACAUGCCUUCUGUAAGAGGGUAUAAAUUGUGAAUGACUCAAAGGCCUGUGUCUUAUUUAACCUUUUCACUCAUCCCAUCUCCCCCUUCCACCACACAAAGGCU
Messenger RNA from Tupaia belangeri chinensis (Chinese tree shrew), 3346 nucleotides. It is a transcript of the gene RHBDD1, whose product is annotated as rhomboid domain containing 1. Gene Ontology annotation, molecular function: serine-type endopeptidase activity. Bases 385 to 1332 code for a protein of 315 amino acids. The transcript is spliced from 7 exons. NCBI's taxonomy places the organism in Eukaryota, Metazoa, Chordata, Mammalia, Scandentia, Tupaiidae. Gene Ontology annotation, biological process: negative regulation of apoptotic process; cellular response to unfolded protein. The record is from RefSeq and is a predicted model, not a curated record. Gene Ontology annotation, cellular component: endoplasmic reticulum; membrane.